Molecule: messenger RNA, 1955 nt
Organism: Pseudoliparis swirei
Lineage: Eukaryota; Metazoa; Chordata; Actinopteri; Perciformes; Liparidae
Product: E3 ubiquitin-protein ligase MARCHF3-like
Exons: 7
Coding region: 439-1119 (226 amino acids)
Biological process (GO): protein ubiquitination
Molecular function (GO): zinc ion binding; ubiquitin-protein transferase activity
Source: RefSeq, a predicted model, not a curated record
GGAACCGUUACAUGUAACUGGUCAGCAUACGGCCCCGGGGCGGGAAGCGCGUGAACUCAGGACGUCGACCGAAGGCGGAUACAACCAUGACCACGUGUUGACGUAGAGCCUGAAGGCCUCUUCUUGACUGGGAAGCAGUUUGACAGGAUGAUUUAAGUUCCACUUACUGGAAUUUACCAAACAGGCGAGGAGAAAAGUAUACACUAUACCGAAGUGGACAACAAAAUAAUCAUGAAGAAAAAGGUGCAAGAAGCAUAAACAGACAAAUAAGUUGUAAACAAACCUCUUUGGAGGAAGAAAAGGCUGAAUCAUUAUGCAACAGGUGGUGCUGGGGUUUCUCUCAGUGGGAUUGGAGGACGAUGGAGUCUAGCCUAGUAGACACACUUCAGUUUGUCUGGUGCAUGAUGCAACACGUAUGAAGAGCCGCCCUGUGAGCACAUGUGUGAUGACCCGCCUCUCCCUGGAAACCCCAUGGAGGACCUCACGGCGCCCAGCGGCGAGCGGCCUCCGUGUCGCACGCCGCCGCCGUCCGCCACGCCGGAGGCCCAGCUGACAUCUCCGGGGUCGGACGCGUACGCCAAACAGUGGGAGACGCCCAUGUGCCGCAUCUGUCACGACGGCGGCGCCCAGGAGGAGCUGCUGGCGCCGUGCCAGUGCUCCGGCACCUUGGCGCCGAUCCACCGCAGCUGCCUGGAGCGCUGGCUGUCGGCCUCCGGGACCAGCGCCUGUGAGCUCUGCCUCUUCCAGUUCACCGUGCACAGGAAGUCCAGGCCGGCGCUCGAGUGGCUGCAGAGCCCCGGUCAGCAGCGUGAGAAGCGCACCCUGCUGGGCGACGUGGCGUGCUUCCUGCUCAUCACGCCGCUCGCCACCAUCUCCGGCUGGCUGUGCCUCCGCGGCGCCAUCGACCACCUUCACUUCUCCAGCCGGCUGGAGGCCGUGGGCCUCAUCGCGCUGACCGUCGCCCUCUUCUCCAUCUACCUGUUCUGGACGCUGGUGUCUCUCAGGUAUCACUGCCGGCUGUACAACGGCUGGAGACGGUCCAAUCAGAGGGUGGUCCUCCUCCUGCCCGGGUCGCACGGCGCCGCCUCGCAGCGAGGGAAGCAGCCGGUGGUCGUCUGAGCCCGGCGCCGUCCCCCAGACGGGCUCUUAAAGGGACAGGCUCUCAUCAGGGCUCUCUUAAAGGGACGGGCUAUCAUUGGGGCUCUCUUAAAGGGACGGGCUAUCAUUGGGGCUCUCUUAAAGGGACAGGCUCUCAUUGGGGCUCUCUUAAAGGGACAGGCUCUCAUUGGGGCUCUCUUAAAGGGACAGGCUCUCAUUGGGGAUCUCUUAAAGGGACGGGCUCUCAUCAGGGUUCUCUUUAGGGGACGGGCUCUCUUAAAGGGACAGGUUUUCUUUAGGGGGACGGGGUCUCUUAAAGGGACGGGUUUCUUUGGGGUUCAGGGUCUCUUUGGGGUCUCUGCUGGUCUUCUGUUCUUUGCACUUUACAGCAGCUCUAGUCUUCCUGGAGCUGAGGUCACAUGUGUGAACGGCCGCGGCGAAGAAGCACGUAAAAAAAAGAUGGCGGCGGAUGGACUGCAGUAUUCUGAUGGACUUGAUUUCGGCCAAUCACACAACGGAAGGAGAAGCACAGUGGGCGUAACAGGAACUGCAGCGCGAGCGUGCCGAUGAUGAAGUGCGAUGAUGAAGAGCGAUGAUGAAGAGCGACCGGUGAACUGGAGGUGCCACUUGAAACAACAAGUAAACACCUGUGUAUGUCAGCAGCCACCAGAUUGGUGAGGUGCAUGAUGGGAAGUUAAGCCAGCGGUUCCAGUCUGAGGGUCGUGGUCCUGGUCUCUGGUCCUGGUCCUUGUCUCUGGUCUCUGGUCCAUCGGGACACGUAAACCAAAAGCUUUUAAAACCUGAAACAUGUUGGUCUGUUUUCAUUUGUGUGAUCAAAUAAAAUACAAUGUACAGCU